This is a messenger RNA of Drosophila kikkawai, 471 nucleotides long. The record is from RefSeq and is a predicted model, not a curated record. NCBI's taxonomy places the organism in Eukaryota, Metazoa, Arthropoda, Insecta, Diptera, Drosophilidae.
AUGGAGGCAGUCCUGAUCUCGAGCCGGAAGAUCGUGGAAACUGCUGAGAUCCUAGUAGGCGGAGCCGUGAUUAGAUCGCAGAGGGCAAUCAAAUACCUCGGCGUUCUGAUCGAUACCCGGCUAUUGUUUAAGGAGCACUUGGAGUCCGCCCAGAAGAAAGCCAGCAGGACGGCAGGAAGCCUCUCGCGGAUACUCCUUAACACCAGAGGACCCAAGCAGAUCACCAGGAAGCUGCUGACUAGCGUCGUGACCUCACAGAUGCUGUUCGCGGCACCGGUGAGGGCUGCAGCCGCCGAGACCAAGUCCUACAUGCGGGGUGCGGAGUCUACAUACAGACUAUACGCUGUCCGAGUGGCAAGCGCAUUCAGGACGGUCUCGGACGACGCCGCGCUAGUGAUAGCGGGAUUGGUCCCUCUGAGGGAGUUGGUCCGCGAGGAGGCUGAGCUGCGCAACACUCCGUGGGCACCAUAG